This is a messenger RNA of Ceraceosorus bombacis, 1272 nucleotides long. The record is from the annotation of a GenBank genome assembly. NCBI's taxonomy places the organism in Eukaryota, Fungi, Basidiomycota, Exobasidiomycetes, Ceraceosorales, Ceraceosoraceae.
AUGCUGUCCGAGUUCGAGCGUCAAAAGGCUGAUCUGGCAGCCCAAGCGGAGAAGAAUGCUAGAGGGGCGAAUGAGAGAUUCGUAGGAAACUCGGAGAGUAUUGAAGAGUCCUUGAAGAAGCAGACUGUCGGUUUGGUCACUGCGGAGGAUUUCAAGAGGAAGCGCGAAGAGCUGGAAGAGGAGAAGAGAAAGUUGAACGGCAAGGCGGCGGCGGGGGGGUGAGAAUGUUGAGACAGGAGCGCUCAAUGAUGCACAGCGUAGCACGCUCAGAUUGCCCUCUUCCUGCACAGCGCACCCGAGAAGAAGAAGAAGAAGGACAAAAAGCAACCAAAGGCUACGCUAUCCUUUGCAGAUGAAGACGAAGAGGACGCGGCUCCAGUGACGAAAAAGGUCAAGAGCGAAGCGGUCAAGGUCAGAGCAAACCUUAAAAAUCCCGGCGUAGACACUUCCUUCUUGCCGGACAGAGAUCGAGAGCAGAGAGAGGCUGACGAGAGGGAAGCACUCAGAAAGGAAUGGUUGGCAAAGCAAGAGACGAUGAAAAAGGAAGAGAUUGAGAUUACAUAUUCUUACUGGGACGGUAGUGGACAUCGACGUUCAGUCAAGGUGAGCUCCUUGCCGUUUCAGAGCUCUCCUCGAUCUGCAGCUGAGCAAUUCGUCCACGACAGUGCCUCAAAGGAGACUCGGUCGCGCAAUUCCUCGAAAAGUGCAGACAGCAAUUCACCGAAUUGCGCACACAGUCUGUCGACAAUCUGAUGUACAUCAAGGUGAGGCAGCGAGAAAGAUCGGAUCGCUAUCACUUCACGCUGACAUCGCUCUCUCCCAUUCUCAGGAGGAUUUGAUCAUCCCGCACCACUACACCUUUUACGACUUCAUCGUCAACAAGAGCAGAGGCAAGAGUGGACCACUGUUCAACUUCGACGUCCACGAAGACAUUCGAAUGAUCUCGGAUGCUCGUGUUGAGAAAGACGAGGUGCGUCACAAAACGAUUUUCCACCAGCUUUUGGAUCAUCGCAAGCAAGCAAGCUUACAUUCGCAUCAGAUCUCAUCCACACUCCAACGCUCGUUCAGUCGCACGCUGGCAAAGUCGUCGAGAGGUCAUGGUACAAUCGCAACAAGCACAUUUUUCCCGCAUCUCGCUGGGAGCAAUUCGAGAUGGGCAAAGAUUAUGGAAGGUGAGCUCGUAUAGUCCUUCGCGGUGAACGUCAACCCUGGUGCACAGCUGACCCGAGCGUCUGCUUUGCGAACAGCUACUCCAUCGCCGAUCGCUCUUGA